Molecule: messenger RNA, 1278 nt
Organism: Moneuplotes crassus
Lineage: Eukaryota; Ciliophora; Spirotrichea; Euplotida; Euplotidae
Source: the annotation of a GenBank genome assembly
UAUUUGAAACAAUUUUUAAUAUCUAAUUUGAAUUCAAAAUGAGCGGCAAGGGUUACAACAUGGACCAAUAUCAAGAAAUGCAACAAUACUACCAGAAUGAAGAUUCCUCCUCUGAAGAAGCAGAGGGAGAGUACUACGAAGCAGAAGGAGAAUCAAAUUAUGACGAACAGGAUAAUUACUACCAACAGAUUAAGGACAUGCAGCUAAACCAAAUCCAAAACGAAGGCCAUCAGUUUGAAUAUAGAGAGGACAACAUGUUUGACAACCAUCACAAUGAACAAUUAGCUUCGGAUGAAGAAAAGGAUCAUGAAGUGGAAGAAGGCUAUGAGGAAGAAGCACAAGAAGAAGAACUAAAUAAUUAUCACCAGAUGGAGCCAAACUUCGCAAAUAAGAAUAAUGAGGCGCUUUAUCAUCAUAAUGAGGAAGAGGAUCAUCAAAAUAAGCUAGCAAUGCAACCAAAAUUUGCUGAAAUGCAAGUGGAAAAUGCGCAAAUGUUCGAUGCUGAAACCAUGAAUAAGAACAAACCAAACAUGGAAUCUAUUGAAGAAGGAUAUUCUUCUGAAGAUAGCUUUGGAACUCAGCAAAAAUAUAAAAAUUUUCAAGAAAAUCUUGAAUACUUUAAAGAACAAUCCAAAAGGCCAGUUACUGCAAUGCCAAUGAAGAACAAGAGGAACCAUAUCAACCUCAAAACUGGAAAAGUGAACAACCAAGAAAAUAUUAAUUAUUUGAACAAUGACGAUCCUUCAAUGCUGGAGGCUCCUCAAACUAUUAAGAAAAAGUCUAAGAAGGCAAAGAGAGCUUCUGCAGCCAAGAUGAAAAGCACAAUGACUGGCUUUAGGAGUACAAAUACUUUUAGAAACACAAAUGGAUUUAGAAGUACAUAUAGCAGACCAAAGACUGCUAAACCAAAGCCUGUCAAGAAGACUGGGAAAAUGACAAAAUACAAUAAGAAAAGUGAUCCUGUAGCUCGUUAUCAGCAAAUGCAAAACUGUUGGUCUAAGAAUAAAGUAGCAAAAGGAGGAAGAAAACUUGACCUUGCUGGAUUUAAUAGAUGGGCUAAAUUAGUGCAGUCUACUCCUCAAAAAGUAACAGUAAAGCAAGUUCAUAGAUAUAUAAACCCUAACGAGCCCCUAGCCAGCAGUAAAAGGGAUGACUUGAGGUUCCAUUUAAGAGCAAAGUUGAGCCAGAAGGAUUAUGUGGAUUCCAACAUGAAAUAUUUCCAUUAUAUGAACUCUAAAUCUUAAUUGAUAUGACUAUCUUUUUAUAUUCUUCAAUGGA